CAAACGAAAGAAAAAAUGAAAGUAUAUCCUGAAUUAACAAAUUCAAGGCCAGAAUUUCGUGUUAUACCGGAGGAGCUAAAUGAACAUUUACACGCCUUGGGUGCUCCUCAUUUGGAUUCAUUCAAUGAAUUACUAGAAUAUGGCCUGAAAAAUAUUACAAAACAUCUACAACCAUGUAGUUUUCUAACGCCAGCCGGUGAAAAGUUGGAAAUGUAUAUACAAGAUAUACAAAUAUCAAAACCUCAAGUGCCUUUUUCCGUAGUUGAUGUCAAGGAACGGAGUAUAUUUCCCACCGAAGCAAGACAACUGCACAAAUCAUAUACGGGUAUGUGUUCCAUAAAGGUGGGCUGGCGUGUAGAUGGCAUCGAAAAGGCUCCCAUUGAUGUUGAAUUGGGCGAAAUACCAAUUAUGCUGAAAUCCAAUGCCUGUAACUUGGGUAAACUAAAACCGGAGGAAAUGGUCAAACGUGGUGAACACGAUUCGGAAUGGGGUGGUAUAUUCAUCAUAAAGGGUAAUGAGAAAAUCAUACGUAUGCUGUUGAUGAGUCGUCGUAAUUAUCCAAUUGCCAUUAAAAGAAGUACAUGGAAAAAUCGUGGUUCCAAUUUCAGUGAAUUGGGUAUUAUGAUACGUUCGGUGCGGGAGGAUGAGACAUCGUACAAUAAUGUUUUACAUUAUCUGAAUAAUGGUACCUGUAAAUUUAUGUUCUCCAAUAUGAAAUUUAUGGCCUAUGUACCGGUUUGUUUGAUUAUCAAAUGUUUGGUUGAUUAUACCGAUGAAGAAAUUUAUAGGCGUUUGGUUCGAGGCUAUGAGGAUGAUCAAUACUAUUUGAGUUGUGUUCAACAAAUGUUACGUGAUGUACAUGCCGAAGGUUUGCACACAUCGGGUCAGUGUAAAGAUUAUGUGGGACAAAUCUUUAGAUCUCGUUUUCCCGAAUUACCUAGUUGGAAAACCAAUACAGAGGUUGCUGAAUUCAUUAUGGAUCAACGUGUUUUGGUACAUCUGGAAACGAGUAAGGAGAAGUUUGAUUUAGUCGUAUUUAUGAUACAGAAAUUGUAUCAAUGUGUCCAGGGUAAUGCCAAAGUGGAAAAUGUGGAUUCUGUUAUGAUGCAGGAGGUAUUGACAUCGGGUAGUUUAUAUCAGAAAUUCUUGGGCGAUCGUGUCGAUCUCUGGUUACAGUAUGCCAAAAAGACUUUGCUUAAGAAACUCAACACCCCUGAUGCCUUGAUUAAUGCCAGCAUUAUGUCAACCGCCUUACGUAGUUCGGGUGGCAUUAGCCGUGCCAUGGAAUCAUUUUUGGCCACGGGUAAUGCGCCAUCACGCAGCGGUCUGGGUCUUAUGCAAAGUUCCGGUUUAGUUGUUAUGGCUGAAAAUAUUAAUCGUAUGCGUUAUAUGUCACAUUUCCGGGCGGUGCAUAGAGGUUCAUUCUUCACCACUAUGCGUACAACCGAGGCACGUCAAUUGUUACCCGAUGCUUGGGGUUUUAUUUGCCCUGUACACACACCUGAUGGUACGCCAUGUGGUUUGUUGAAUCACUUGACUGUCACAUGUAGAAUAUCCACAAUGCCCGAUAAGAAAUUGGUCGAUAAUAUACCAAAAACAUUGGUAGAAUUGGGUAUGCUCCCGGUCGACUCAGAUCUAAAAGAUCCAGCUGGUAAAUUGUUUGUUGUAUUCCUUGAGGGAAAACUUUUGGGUUAUAUUCGACAAGCAGAUGCUGGAAAAAUUGUGGACAACUUACGAUUGUUGAAAAUCGAAGGCACUCUACCAGAAAUGAUGGAAAUUGCCUAUGUGCCAUACAAGAAGAAGGGUCAGUUUCCUGGUCUAUAUUUAUUUGUUGGUCCAGCACGUUUAAUGCGUCCUGUUAGAAAUCUGGCAUUGAAUAAAAUCGAAUUCAUUGGUUCACUGGAACAAGUUUACAUGGAAAUUGCCAUAGAUGCUAAGGAAAUUUAUCCAGGAUUUACCACACACAUGGAACUCUCCAAAACUGAUUUCUUAAGUAACUUGGCCAAUUUGAUUCCCAUGCCCGAUUAUAAUCAGUCACCGCGUAACAUGUACCAGUGUCAGAUGGGUAAACAAACCAUGGGUACACCAUGUUUAAAUUGGCCCAAACAGGCUGCCAACAAAUUGUAUCGUAUACAAACACCCGGUGCUCCAUUAUUUAGACCCGUCCAUCAUGAUAAUAUCCGUUUGGAUGAUUUUGCCAUGGGCACCAAUGCCAUUGUGGCAGUAAUUUCCUACACAGGCUAUGACAUGGAAGAUGCCAUGAUUAUAAAUAAAUCGGCACAUGAACGAGGCUUUGCAUAUGGUUCCAUAUACAAAUCUAAAUUUCUGGAAAUGCGUGGCAGCAAUUAUUUUGCACGCAACCCUAAUAUGCCGGAAUUAAGUAAAACCUUGGACAAUGAUGGUUUACCACAUCCAGGCUCGAAGUUAUCAUAUGGCAAUCCCUUUUAUAGUUACUACGACACCGAAGAAUCCACCUAUAAACUAGUCAAAUUAGAUGAGAAAGAAGAUUGUAUUGUCGACAGUGUACGCUAUUGUGGUAGCUUUAAGGCCAAUGAACCACGUAUGGUAUGCGUCACGUUGCGUAUACCACGUCCACCCACAAUUGGUGAUAAAUUCGCUUCGCGUGCCGGUCAAAAGGGUAUCUGUUCUCAAAAAUAUCCUGCCGAAGAUUUACCUUUCUCCGAGACUGGUUUAAUUCCCGAUAUUGUUUUCAAUCCUCACGGUUUCCCCUCUCGUAUGACAAUUGCUAUGAUGAUCGAAACAAUGGCAGGGAAAAGUGCUGCGCUACAUGGCCUAGUGCAUGAUGCUACACCUUUUCGGUUUUCCGAAAAACACACUGCCAUCGACUAUUUUGGAAAACUAUUAGAGGCUGGUGGUUACAACUAUUAUGGUACCGAACGUUUAUAUUCCGGCGUGGAUGGUCGUGAAAUGACCGCCGACAUAUUCUUUGGCAUUGUCCACUAUCAACGUCUACGUCACAUGGUAUUCGACAAAUGGCAAGUACGUUCGACGGGUCCUGUUGAUGCCAUUACACAACAACCCAUUAAGGGUCGUAAACGUGGUGGUGGUGUACGUUUUGGUGAAAUGGAACGUGAUGCCUUGAUAUCACAUGGUGCUGCAUUCUUACUGCAAGAUCGUCUCUUCCAUAAUUCGGAUAAGACACAUUCGUUGGUCUGUAAUAAAUGUGGUAGUAUAUUGGCGCCAUUGAAGAAAAUCGUUAAACGUUCACAAAAUACUGGUAAAUUGCACUCGGUACCCGAUACAUGUCGUUUGUGUGGAGAUGGUUCGGGUGUUGGUUAUAUUGAAAUUCCUUGUUCAUUUAAAUAUUUGGUGACAGAACUGAGUUCGGUGAAUAUAAAUGCAAGAUUUAAACUGAUGGAGAUUUAA
Messenger RNA from Musca vetustissima, 3387 nucleotides. It is a transcript of the gene RpI135, whose product is annotated as DNA-directed RNA polymerase I subunit RPA2. The transcript has 6 exons. Lineage: Eukaryota; Metazoa; Arthropoda; Insecta; Diptera; Muscidae. The coding region runs from base 16 to 3387 and encodes 1123 amino acids. The record is from RefSeq and is a predicted model, not a curated record. Gene Ontology annotation, cellular component: nucleus; RNA polymerase I complex. Gene Ontology annotation, biological process: DNA-templated transcription. Gene Ontology annotation, molecular function: DNA-directed RNA polymerase activity; DNA binding; ribonucleoside binding.